AUGGAGCCGCUAUCCAUCGACUCCGUGGUCGUCGACCAUGGCGAAGUGAACCCCUCGCCGGGAACUCCUCCUUCGGACGCCAUCAUGAUCGAGCAGCCAAAGAUGAAGGGCAGGCAGCGUCUGUUCAUGGGCCUACAACGCAUGGCGUCUUCCAAUAGCCUGGCACACAUGGGCAGACCUCGUUCACACAGUCUGAGAAGCGGCGGAAAGGCAUCCAUGUCUUGCGUCUCCCUCGCAUCGCCUGGCUCGCCGUAUGGAAACUCGUUCGGCAGUUCCUAUUCGUCAGAACUGUCGAAUGGUUACUCUACGGCACCAACAUCAGUAGCCAACAGCCCGCCCGGCACUCCUUUCUGGGAUGAGAGGACCCGCCUACGCAUGAAGACACCAGACGUUCCAUCCUCAGUACCUCUCCCUUCGGCACGACGACCCUUCACCCGGGAUGGCACCGAGGCCGAGAGCGACUACUUCUCGCGGCCUGUACGCAAGGUCCAGAGACGAGUCAACUUCAACUUUUGGGGCGACAUGCCCACCGAGAUUCGCAUGCAGAUUCUUAGAUAUCUCGAACCCAAGGAAAUUGUGCGAUGUUCGCGCGUCUCCAAAUCGUGGCAUACCAUGUGCUUCGACGGUCAGCUGUGGAGCGAUCUCGAUACGAGCAACUUUUACCGCGACAUCUCAGCCAACGCUCUGGUCAAUAUCAUCACAUCGGCGGGUCCGUUUGUCAAGGAUUUGAACUUGAGAGGCUGCGUACAACUGAGGGAACACUGGGGCAAGGACGGCUUCAUUGAGUCUUGCCAGAACCUGGAGAACUUUUCGUUACAGGGAUGCCGGAUUGACCGGACGUCUAUCCACUGCUUCCUACUUCAAAACAGCCGCCUCGUUCACGUCAAUCUCUCGGGUCUCGCAGGCGCAACAAAUGCAGCGAUGAAGAUCCUGGCCGCACACUGCCCAAGAGUCGAAGUCUUGAACAUCUCAUGGUGUAACAACAUCGACAACCGUGGGCUGAAAAAGGUUGUCGAGGGUUGUAAAAAGUUGCGAGACAUCAGAGCUGGUGAAGUACGAGGCUGGGACGACGUCGACCUGAUGGUGGAGUUGUUCAAGCGAAACACUCUAGAAAGGCUCGACCUCAAGAACUGCGACAGUCUCAAUGAUGAAGCGCUGGCUGCUUUGAUCGAGGGCGUAGACGAAGAGGUCGACGUCCUUACCGAUCGGCCAAUCGUCCCACCCAGAAAUCUCAAGCACUUGAACCUUACUCGUUGCCGCAGUAUCACCGAUACCGGCCUGAAGACGUUAGUACACAACGUCCCAUAUCUCGAAGGCCUCCAAGUCUCGAAAUGCGGCGGACUCACCGAUGAUGCGUUAAUGAGCUUACUGCCUACUGUGCCAGUUCUUACGCAUCUAGAUGUUGAAGAGAUCGACGGAUUGACCAACGAAGUCCUGAAGACACUCGCUGAAGCUCCAUGCGCCCCUCAUCUGCGACACCUCUGCAUCUCCUACUGCGAAAAUCUAGGGGAUGCGGGCAUGCUCCCCAUACUGAAAGCCUGCACCCGUCUCGCAUCACUUGACAUGGAUAACACACGCAUCUCCGACCUCGUCCUCGCAGAAGCCGCAUCAGGCCUCCGCAACCGCAACCGCGCCGCUCGUGGCUUAACCAACUCAGAGCGCCCAGAGGUUGGUCUUCGCAUCGAAGCAUAUGACUGCGCAAAUGUAACAUGGACCGGUGUUCGCGAAGUCCUAUCUCGAAAUGCAGAGAUCACACGUCCUUCUUCGCGCUCUGCGAGCAAAGUCGCGACGUAUCCACGUGAGAUUAUCAAGCUCAAGUGCUUCCAUAACUGGCAACCUACGGUGGAGGAACAUACCAAGCGUGUCUUGAGGGGUGAUUUCGCAGCCGCCGCGCGUUUGGAACGCAAGUGGGCCGAUUGGAUGAUGCUAAAUGAGGAAGCAGGUGUUGGUGGUGCUGGAGCCAGGCGGCGGAGAAGAAGAGCGAGGGAAGCGCAGAUGAUGCAUGCGGAUGAGGAGGAAGGCGGUGCUGGUGCUACUGGCGGUGUCGGCCGCCGCCGCCGUGCGCGAAGUGGUCCAGGUGGCUGCACUGUGAUGUGA
This is a messenger RNA of Alternaria postmessia, 2097 nucleotides long. RefSeq lists its product as uncharacterized. Lineage: Eukaryota; Fungi; Ascomycota; Dothideomycetes; Pleosporales; Pleosporaceae. The transcript has a single exon. Gene Ontology annotation, biological process: SCF-dependent proteasomal ubiquitin-dependent protein catabolic process. The coding region runs from base 1 to 2097 and encodes 698 amino acids. Gene Ontology annotation, molecular function: protein binding. Gene Ontology annotation, cellular component: SCF ubiquitin ligase complex. The record is from RefSeq and is a predicted model, not a curated record.